This is a messenger RNA of Naumovozyma castellii, 1488 nucleotides long. RefSeq names its product rRNA-processing protein LAS1 (gene LAS1). The transcript has a single exon. NCBI's taxonomy places the organism in Eukaryota, Fungi, Ascomycota, Saccharomycetes, Saccharomycetales, Saccharomycetaceae. The record is from RefSeq and is a predicted model, not a curated record. Bases 1 to 1488 code for a protein of 495 amino acids.
AUGAACCAUGCAAGGAUCACACCAUGGAGGAAUUCAGCUGAGCUGGCUGAACUGAAGGAUUGGUUUUAUAUGAAAUCUUCGUCAGCCAAGGAGGACAUGAGAUCGCGAGCUAUCCAAAGAGUGAUGAGUUAUAGAAUGAAGGGCACACAGUACUUACCUCACGUGAUAGAUACCACAGCACAGCUGACGACGUCUAUGUUACUGGAUGAAGCACAAGUCUGUGUGGAUGAGAUGAAUGUUCGAUUGAGUUAUAUGAUGUCGCUGAUAAGAUUUGUUAAUGGGGUUUUGGAUCCGACUCAGCAAUCGCAAUUCGCUAUACCCUUACAUGUCCUAGCCAAGAAAGUGGGACUGAGUUCCUGGUUUGUGGAUUUGAGACAUUGGGGGACUCAUGAAAGGGAUUUGCCCGGAUUGGAUAUGUUACGGAUGGCAUGUAAGGAAGCAUUGAAUUGGCUAUGGGAUCAUUAUUGGAAUGAUGAUGAAUUAACUAACGAUAGUUCAGAUGAAGAAGAAGAUGACGAGAGGGAGGAAAGUAUUAAGGAGGAGGAAAGAAUGAAAAGAGAAUUGGAAAAAAAAUUGAGUUCUACGUUGCAGCUAUGGAAAAAGACCAAAUCAAUUUUUGUUGAAGAGAGAUGGGUUUGGGAAUCUGACAAUAGUGUGAUAAGUAGUUCAAAUUUUGUUGUGGAAGAAGAGAAUGGAACUUCAAACAAAAAGAAGAAUUCCUCGUCAUUGUCGGCAAAAGAUCAUAUUAAUUCAUUUGUGUUUGAAUUUCGAGAACUUUGGAGGAGCCAAGAUGAUAAGAGAGCUUUCAUAAGAAAAUGUAUGGAAAAUUAUGACCCAAUUUUGAUUCAAUUUUUGAUGUACAAAUUAAAUGCAUUCGAUUUUGAAUUAAUAUCUUGGAUUUUGACUUCGUACAGUAAUAGCACCGAACUUGAUAACAAGAUAUUGAAGAGACAGUUUAAUACCUGGAAAGGUUUAAGAGGGAAAUUACUGAAAAAUAUUGUUGAUCAUUUGAAUUUGAAGAAGUUAGUACAUCGUUGGGAUCAAUGGGACGAUCUGCUGACGGGGAAAAAUACCUCCUAUUUAAAACUUUGGAUCUUACAAGAAUUGUCUGCUAAGUUACAAGAUUCGCAAGCGAAUGGUAAUUCAUGGAGGAAAAAGAAGAGGAAAAGACAAGCAAAUAACGAGCAAGAAGUACUGAAUAAGAUUUCUGAUCAUAUUGAUACUUUAAAGAAACGAUUUAAUGAGAGUGAAAUGAGUGUCUAUGAUGUGUUGAAAAGUGGCCCAGUUGAAUCAUCUCCCAAAGUGGAUGUUAAGAAUGAAGUUAAAGAUUCAAAAGUGAAUUCCAUCUUGGGUGAUUUGGCCAAUUUAAAGAAAAGAAUGAAUACUAUAGAGUCAAAGGCAAGUAAUAGUGAAUCUAUCAAACCGGAGAUAAAAUUAUGGGAAAGGAAAACAGAUUGGGAACCAACACCCAUAGGAGUUCUUAGAUAG